UUUUACAACUGAGCCAAAUUGAGGGGCCUUGAUCAGGGGCCCAGCGGUGGCAGAUUGGUGAGGCUGGGAUGCGAACCCAUGACCUUCUGAUCAAUCGUCAAACACUUUAAACACUAGUCUACAACAUCCUCCCACAUAGUAGUAGAAAGCGUAGUAGAAAGCAUGCAAACCUGCCAUUUUGAACAAAGUCAGGAUCACGUUAGUUUGUUACUUGGUUACGGAUCUCAGGGCGCUGAUUGGACGACACUGACCAGUUCACCUCGGGUCCUUAGACUUGCCUUGCAAUAUGUAAACAACAUUCAGCUGCCUCAUUGAAGCACAUAGCAAGUUAACCCACAGCCAAGUGCACUACUCGUAACUCUGGUUGACCUCGCAGCCAUAGCGAAACGAAGAUUGGGAUAAACCCGGCGGUUAUGAGGCGCGAGCCGCAGCCGGUCGAACGGUAGCGCUUGCUAGCUAAAGCUAGCUUUAGCAAACCUGCCACCGUUAGCCACCGUGCGAGUGUUCCGGAAAUAAUGGAGUUUAUCGGGAGCCAGGCUCCAUCCGGGACGGUGUUGGAGUUAGACGUGGACGGGAGAGAGCCAGGGAUGCACACCUUCAAUCACAUGCAUAUGAGGAAAGCAUUUAGGGUCAUGAACGACCUGAGAAGCAGGAAGAUGCUUUGUGAUGUGCUGCUGGUAGCUGCUGAAGAGGAGAUUCCUGCCCAUAAAUUGGUGCUGGCUUCCUGUAGUCCCUACUUCUGUGCUAUGUUUACAGGAGAAAUGAGUGAAAGUAAGGCCUCAUGUGUUGAGAUAAGGGACGUGGAUGGACAGACACUCAGGAAACUGGUGGACUAUAUUUAUACAGCAGAGAUCGAAGUAACAGAGGACAACGUGCAGGUGCUGCUGCCGGCAGCCAGCUUACUGCAGCUAAUGGAGGUUAGACAAGUGUGUUGUGAGUUCCUGCAGGCCCAGCUCCAUCCCACCAACUGCCUGGGCAUCCGUGCCUUCGCUGACCUGCACACCUGCACUGAGUUGUUCAGCCAGUCUCAUGCCUACGCGGAGCAGCAUUUUAGCGAGGUCAUGCUGGGAGAAGAGUUCAUGAGUCUUUCCCUGCAACAGGUGUGCAGUCUUAUCUCCAGUGACAAGCUGACCGUAUCCACUGAAGAGAAGGUGUUUGAAGCCAUGAUAACAUGGAUAAAGCACGAUAAGGAAGCACGCUUAGAGCACAUGCCAAAGCUCAUGGAGCAUGUUCGCCUGCCAUUGUUAUCUAGAGAUUACUUGGUUCAGAUUGUAGAGGAGGAGCCCUUGAUAAAAAACAACAACACAUGUAAGGAUUUCCUAAUCGAAGCCAUGAAGUAUCACCUGUUACCUGCAGACCAGCGGCACCUGAUAAAGACAGACAGGACUCGGCCGCGGACGCCUGUCAGCCUGCCUAAGGUGAUGAUAGUGGUUGGUGGUCAGGCCCCUAAAGCUAUACGCAGCGUUGAGUGCUAUGAUCUCCAGGAGGAUCGCUGGUACCAGGUGGCUGAUCUGCCGUCAAGACGCUGCCGAGCAGGGGUAGUGUUUAUGGCUGGUAAAGUUUUUGCAGUGGGAGGCUUUAAUGGUUCUCUGCGUGUGAGGACCGUGGACGUGUACGAUGGUAUGAGGGAUCAGUGGAGUUCUAUUCCAAGCAUGCAGGAGCGUCGCAGCACACUGGGAGCCGCCGUGCUGGGGGACCUUCUCUAUGCUGUUGGGGGUUUUGAUGGCAGUACAGGUUUGGCCUCAGUGGAAGCGUACAACCCCAAGACUAAUGACUGGGCUUUUGUGGCUCCUAUGAACACCAGGAGAAGCAGUGUAGGGGUGGGAGUGGUGGAUGGUAAACUGUAUGCAGUAGGUGGUUAUGAUGGUGCAUCUCGUCAGUGUCUCAGCACUGUAGAAGAGUACGAUCCAGUAACUAACAAAUGGGACUACGUGGCUGACAUGAGCACCAGACGGAGCGGAGCAGGUGUAGGUGUGCUGAAUGGGCAGCUGUAUGCAGCAGGGGGACACGAUGGUCCACUUGUGAGGAAAAGUGUAGAGGUGUUUGACCCAGCCACUAACACCUGGAAGCAGGUGUGUGAUAUGAACAUGUGCAGGAGGAAUGCAGGAGUGUGUGCUAUAAACGGUCUGCUGUAUGUUAUCGGCGGGGAUGACGGCUCGUGUAACUUGUCCUCUGUGGAGUUCUACAACCCUGCUACAGACAAGUGGAGUCUGAUUCCCACCAAUAUGAGCAAUGGUCGCAGCUACGCAGGUGUGUCUGUUAUUGACAAGCUGUUAUGACAGAGCUACAGUGAGCAGGACCUCGCUGAUUAAAGUGAAGGGCCGAGGUAGACAUAUCGUCAUUUAAAGCUCUGAGGGAGGAGAAUCUCUCUGCCCUGGUCACACUGAGCCUGUGUUCACCACGAUGGUGUGUAAAUCAUGCCAGAUUGACCGCUAAAAUGCCCUCACAUGCUCUCGACAUGUCCCCUCUGUUUCUACUGAUUAUCAGAGGUCACAGCAAUCAUCAGCAAAAAGGCCUGACUGGAGCAAGCAGGGUUUAAAGGGCAGGCAAAAUGAAGUGAAGCGGACAUUCAGCCCGGCAUGCAGAUCUGAGCCUGUGGUCCGUCUGGUACUGACUACAGGUACAGAGAACCAUUUCUCUGCUCUACUACUGAUUCAUAAAACACUGUACAGACAUUUCAGGCAUCCUGCAAAUUCCAAGGAUGAAAUGGGUGUGUUCUCUACAGCCUAGCUAUGAUGUACUGUAUCUCCUCCAUCACAGCCACAACACUACUUCAAGCUGAAACCGUUUUCACCCCCGAAUAUCAUCAGUUCAACUUGGAGCAGGACAAAGUGUUAUUCUGGUUAUGUUCUCAAACAUAUUUUAAUGUUCUUUAAUCCAUUCCUUCAACCUAACAAGGUUUAUCAUGGAAUAGAUGUACUGUAGAAGCAACUCUACCAAGCAACUAAUCAGUGUGGUUGUAGCCAGCUGCUUUUGUGCCACAGUGAUUUUAAUAUUUUGCACAUCUGUGUUUGGGCACAGAGGAACAGUUCAUCAACACUGUAAGGAAAUGUGCCAAAUCAUAUCAGUAGUCUGCAAAACUCACUUUUAUCAGGCAAACCAGCCUGAGUAUACACUACGGAUUCUGCCAGUUUAUUAGGUGAUGAGAUAACUAUCAUAUAGACCAGGUAUGGAGACAUUCAGUAGAAUACCAGAGGCUUAUACAGUAUUAUUUUAAUGUGAAGUCACUAUUAAAAAGGUCGCAGAUAGAAAUGAUACCCACCAUGUACUGGUUGUUAGGUGUGGUGGUAAACACUGACAGUGAUGAAGGGCCUAGAGAGUGAUGAACAUCCUGCACUAGGGUCAGUAGCCGUAACUAUGGAGCUGGAAAGCCAUCUAGACAGUAGGGUGACCUGAUAAAAUGGAGUAGAACUAUAGGAAUUGUUCACCUAAUAGACAAAACUGGCCACUCUGCAAGUUUUAGACUCCUAUGUAACUCUAGGGUUUGUUUCAGGCUGAUGGAUCACUGAUCCUCUGUAAACAGAUGGACUGAACAGCACUCUGGCUCCAGUGAUCAUGAUAUUGUACUGGAGGUAGAUUUAACAGCCUGGAUACAUAUCAGAGGCAAUAUAAGGUUCAUGUGUGUACAGAACUUAGUACUUAACACUAUCGCAAGCACAAUUUGAAAUAAUUUCAAGUAUUAUUUUUACCUGUUAAUCUUGAUGUCGGAUGGUUCACCGUUUUUCUAACGGAUGUAUUUUAUAGGAAGAGGACAGUGGGGGUUUAAAUACAAGAGCAGAUGUUUGUUGUGCUUAAUGAAUAGGAAAAGACUUUUAUUCAGGUUUAGAGCCACCGUUCCAGUGCAAUUACACAAGCAGUGGUUUAUUAUAUUUGUCAUGAAUGAGACAUUGCAGAGGUGGUCGAGUCAUUCUCAGCAUUGUUUAUCAUAAACUCAGCAAUUCUAACAGAAACAGUAUUAAGUCCUGUGUGACUAUGGGGUCAAAGGUGCACUUGGUAUUUGAAAAUAAGAAUUUUUAGAAACUCAUAGUUAUUAUAAUGAGUUUCAAAUGAGCUAAGAAACUGAAUCUGAAUUCAGACUGAAUUGCAAUAACUGAUGCAAUAUUGCCAUGCAGUAGAUCUCUGGACUUUUGUUCAGUCACUUGGAGAAGUGGAAAUUCUGUCACUUUUCACCGCAAUUGCAGUUUGCCUUACAGGCAGCAGAGGGUGCUUUAGGUCAUGUUACAAACUGCCCCUUUAAUACGGUUAGGAAAGUGUCAUGUUAUUCGAACACGUUCUGCGUGUGUCAGAAGUGAUGGUAACCUUCAUAUGGGGUUAAUGCAGUUUGUAUCAGUCUCUGUAUUAGCUGAAGCUCUGCAGUUGUGUAAACGAUGUUAUAGUGUGUAAUCUGCUGUUCGGUCAUGUGGUCGUACUCCAAGGCUUCCUUCUAAAGCAGUGUUUCUUUAAAUGAACAUUUUCUGUAAGUAUAGAAUCAUUUAAUCACUUGUAUAUCAAAUAAGUGUCAUGAAUAGCUUUGACCACUGGGAGGCUGCAGUCAUUUUAGCAGCAAAAGAAGAAAAUCUAAAGCAAUAUUUCCAGGUAUGCAGUUUUUUAUUAUUAUUAUUAUUUUUAACUGCUGCUGCAGGUUGAUUUAUUGUAUUUUUGGUUUCUGAUGUUAGGUUUGGAUAUUUUCCAUCUACAAGAUUCAUUCUGUCUACUUAUUCCACAGCACUGAACUGAAAAUAGGUUUAAAAUAAUGGUUUAUAAUAAUGCACACACUUUUAAUAAAUGAUCAUUUCUAUGGUAACAACAAACAGUAAUUUAUGAUGGAGGCUACAAGAAAAAUCGAUUUAAAACCAUGUGUAAAUGUUGUGUGUUUUCUGACACAGAGGACUUUAGUUUCUCUGCAAGCUAUUUUUUUAACCUGAUAAGAGUAAAAAAAAAAAGAGAAAUAAACCAAUAGGGAAAUAAUAAUAUAAUAUGGUAGAAAAUAAAUAUUUUGGGGUGAUAAGUGUUACACCACCUGGUCAUCGAUUGUUGUCCUUUGACAGCAUGCGUUUUAUUACUGGGUUUUAUUUCUUAUGUAAUAGAACAUAUUAAAAUUCACAAGCGAUCCUAAAAUCUGCAGAAAUCCAUGCUGCCGUGGAAACGGCCCACUCACUAUAAACAUCUCAGCCUGCACCAGAAACAGUGAGAGGUUUGCUCUUGUGUACUUUUUUUAAAUUCUCAACAUGAGCGUUGUACAUUACUACCUGAAUGUGUCGGUGAAUGCAAUAAGAACAGAUUGUAGGACUGUCAAAAAAUGAACUGUCUGUUGUGUUACACUAAAAUUUACGAGGGGUUGUGAAUUUUUAUUUAUUUCUUUUUUUUAACUUGGUAAUUAAGGACAGUUUAUCAAGUCAAUUACAGUUUAGAGUUUGUUUAAAAAAAAAAAAAAAAAAAGGUUUGUCAUGCCAAACUUGUGACAUUACAUGAGCAGGUAGAGUGAAUAUGACGUGAAACUCUAUAAGGGUUUAUGCAUAAAAAUAAAAAUAAUUAAAAAAACCUUUCUGAUCAAAAAUUUCUAUGAUGCAAGUCAUCAGUACUGAUGCAUUUUUAUUCGUGUAGUUAAAAUGCUUUUGGUUCUAAUGUCCAAAAAAAUAUACAUUUAGUAAAAUACAGUUAUUGUUAAACUUGCAACUUAAUUUUUACUGCAUAAAACAUGUAGGUGACGUGUCAUUGGGUGUCAGUGGAAGCCUAGAACCACACAUGUCGAGAACCAGAGACAAAACACUUUGCUAUGCCUCUUCCACUGUUGCUGCUAUUCACAUUUAUACUUAUACAAACCUUAUUUAUUUCUGGAAGGCUGGUAAGAAUUAUUUCCUGUAACCUUUUUUAACAAGAAUUUCUUACAAGCAGAAUAUAAAAAAUGGAAAAGCAUGUUUCCUUUUUAGACAUGAAAGAGUCUCAAGCCAUUUAUUUCAAAUGCACACGUUGGAUGCAGACGUCCUUUCAUUCCACAGAUAAAGACCUUGAUGCGUCGUUAUUGCUUCUUUUUCAUGGCACAAAAAUAGAAAUACAAACAUCUGCCAUGCAAACUCACUGACGUGUUUUUUUUUUUCUUUUUUUUUUUUUU
Tachysurus fulvidraco (yellow catfish) is the source of this 6091-nucleotide messenger RNA. RefSeq names its product kelch-like family member 3 (gene klhl3). Gene Ontology annotation, molecular function: protein binding. The record is from RefSeq and is a predicted model, not a curated record. Lineage: Eukaryota; Metazoa; Chordata; Actinopteri; Siluriformes; Bagridae. The coding region runs from base 516 to 2279 and encodes 587 amino acids. The transcript is spliced from 15 exons.